This is a messenger RNA of Vitis riparia (riverbank grape), 2006 nucleotides long. RefSeq names its product protein IQ-DOMAIN 1-like. The record is from RefSeq and is a predicted model, not a curated record. The coding region runs from base 201 to 1640 and encodes 479 amino acids. The transcript is spliced from 6 exons. Gene Ontology annotation, molecular function: protein binding. NCBI's taxonomy places the organism in Eukaryota, Viridiplantae, Streptophyta, Magnoliopsida, Vitales, Vitaceae.
UCUGAUCAUUGAAAUCUCGUUGGCAAGAUCUGGUAUUUCUGCUACAAGGAGAGCCUCCAACUUUACAACUUCUAAUCUUUUUGUUUGCUUUGGGGAGAUAAAGGAAGGAGGAGACCCAAUUCCCAAGUUACCAAGUUCUCGUCAGAUCUUCCUUUGCAGGGUAGUUGAAACUAAAGCUUUGUGGGGUUGAGUACAAGAAAAUGGGGAGGAAAGGGAACUGGCUUUCUUCCGUAAAGAAGGCUCUCAGCCCAGAACCCAAGGAGAAGAAGGACCAGAGAGCAGAUAAAUCCAAGAAGAAAUGGUUUGGGAAGCACAAAUAUCCAGAUCCUAAUCCUUCCUCUUUAGAAACUGUUCCAGGGCCUUCUCUUGCUCCUCCUGAAGAGGUGAAAACAAUCGAACCUGAUAAUGAACAUCACAAGCAUGUUUACUCUGUUGCAGCCACAACUACCAUGGCUUCCCUCGAUGUUCCUGAGACUGAUGUGGAGGUUGUUGAAAUCACCACUCUGACUCAGUCAACGGGAAAAGCAAAAGAGGAAGCAGCGGCAAUCAAGAUUCAAACAGCAUUCCGAGGUUAUUUGGCAAGGAGGGCAUUACGGGCUUUAAGAGGGCUAGUCAGGUUGCAAUCACUGAUACAAGGGACUGCUGUUAAACGCCAAGCUGCAAACACUCUACGGUGCAUGCAAACUCUUGCUCGUGUGCAGUCUCAGAUCUGUUAUAGGAGGAGCAGGAUGUCUGAGGAGAAUCAGGCUCUCCAGAGACAACUCCUACAGAAACAGGCAAAAGAGCUUGAGCAGUUGAAGAUGGGGGAGGAAUGGGAUGACAGCCUACAAUCAAAAGAACAAAUUGAAGCAGGCCUAUUAAACAAGCAAGGGGCAGCAAUGAGAAGAGAAAGGGCACUGGCUUAUGCAUUUUCUCAUCAGCAAGCGUGGAAGAAUUCUUCAAAGUCCACAAACCUAUUGUUCAUGGAUCCAAGCAACCCCCAUUGGGGUUGGAGCUGGUUGGAACGAUGGAUGGCGGCCCGGCCAUGGGAGGGCCGCAGCACAACAGAUAAAGAACUCAAUAAUGACCAAUCAUCCAUAAAAAGUGGAAGCCGCAGCAUCACUGGAGGAGAAAUCACCAAAGCUUAUGCUCGCCACCUGCUGGAUUCCAGUAAGCCUUCACCAACUGCAAGCCAAAAACCAUACCAUCCUCCUGCCCGUCAGUCCCCUUCUACCCCCCCUUCCAAGGCAGUUUCUUCCUCAUCAGCAGCUGGAAAAUUUAAGCCCGCAGCAAGCCCGAGGGGGAAUCUGUGGGGUCAGGAUGAUGACACAAAGAGCAUGGCCAGCAUGCAGUCGGAGCGGUUUCGGAGGCAUAGCAUUGCAGGGUCAUCAGUGGGAGAUGAUGAGAGUCUGGCAAGCUCCCCAGCGGUUCCAAGUUACAUGGCACCCACCAAGUCAGCUAAGGCCAAGUCACGAUUGCAAAGCCCAUUGGGGUUGGAGAAUAAUGGGACACCGGAAAAGGGCUCAUCAGGAAUCGCAAAGAAACGGCUUUCUUUUCCAGCUUCACCGGCCAGGCCAAGGCGACAUUCAGGUCCACCAAGGGUGGAGAGCAGUACCCUUACAGAAAGCAUUGUGAGCAAUGGAGGGGGGACAGUUAGUUAAUCUCUGAUGGAAGGGAGUUACAGAGAAAGCAGCUACAUGGGCAUAAAGCAAGGAACGAAUAAAAGAGAAAAUCUAUUUAAUUUGUGGAUGGGUCUUCAACUUACAUGUCAAAAGCUAUUAUUUACUUCUUGGGUAAACAUCCUGUCUCCUUUUGCUAUUUAUUCGGGUCUUAAAAGAUUGUGAUAGUUGGUGAAUCAUUUUAGAAAACCCAGUUCUUCCUCGGUCAUUAUUCUCUGCAGAAGCAACACUUGGUCCUUCUGUCUCAUUUCUUUAUUCCUUUGUAUGCAAGAAACACACUUUGUUGUAAUAUUGUAAUGGAUAUUCAAUUUCUUAUUUAUGGUUUGUUUACAGUUUGCCACUCUCCUC